CGUGCGCGUCAGUCACCGCCGGCUCGACCAAUGGCGGCGCCCGUGAGCCCGUGACUCCUCCCCAGUGUAUAAUUGAAGUUUCUUUAGUUUCUCCGGCGGAGCCCGCACGCAGUAUUGUCCGAUCCGUGGAGGGAUUAAAUACACAUCGGCGGGGAGCAUGUUUUCCAGGAGCCUGAGCGCGUCCGUGACCCUGUGCUUGUGGAUUACGGCGUUAACGAGCCCGGGAAGUGUGUGCGCGAGGAAGCAGGACGACUCUUUCUUCACUGCCAGCAUUUACCGAGCGAGAUGCGCCUCGAGAUGCCUCAGCCUGCACAUCACCCGCAUCUCCGCUUUCUUCAAGCACUCGCAGAAUAAUGGAUCCUUGGUGUGGUGCCAGAAUCACAAGCAGUGCUCCAAGUGCCUGGAGCCCUGCAAGGAAUCCUGGGACCUGAAGGAAAACCAGUGCCAGGAUUUAUGCGAGCCCCUCUUUCCCAAGAAGCAUUAUGAGUGUCUGACGAGCUGCGAGUUCCUGAAGUCGGUAGAGGGAGUGAAGCAAGGCGACUGUCCUGCUCCGGAGAAGGCCAGUGGCUUUGCAGCGGCCUGUGUGGAGAGCUGUGAGGAGGAUGGAGAGUGUUCAUCCGUGAAGAAGUGCUGCUCCAACGGCUGUGGCCACACCUGUCAGCUGCCCAAGAACCUCUACAAAGGAGUCCCACUGAAGCCGAGGAAAGAGCUGGUGUUUUUGGAGCAGCCGUCGGGUCAGCUGGAGAUCCGCUGGUCGUCCAAGUUCAACAUUUCCGUGGAGCCCGUCCUCUAUGUGGUGCAGCGCCGCUGGAAUUAUGGCAUCCACCCCAGCGAGGAUGAUGCCACGGAGUGGCAGACUGUGGCACAGACUGCAGAGGAGCGCGUCCAACUGGCCGACAUCAGAGCCAGCAGAUGGUACCAGUUCAGAGUGGCUGCAGUCAACGUGCACGGGACCCGAGGCUUCACCGCGCCCAGCAAACACUUCCGCUCCUCCAGAGAUCCUUCCGCCCCUCCCAGCCCGACAAGCCUGCGCGUCGCCAACGUGACCGUGGGCGAGGAAGGCCUCGUGACGGCCCGUCUCAACUGGACCCUGCCAGAGGAGCCCGACAUCCCCAUACAUCACUACAAAGUGUUCUGGAGCUGGACCGUGCCCACCAAGUCCAUGGUGCCAUCCAAGAAGAAAAGGAGAAAGACCACCAACGGGGCGCAGAGCUGGGUGGAUCUGGAGGGGCUUCAGCAGAACAGCAGCUACACUGUGGAGCUGCAGGCUGUCACGUACUGGGGACAGGUGCGACUGAAGAGCGCCAAGGCCUCCCUCCACUUCAGCACCAGCCGGCAUAACGAGUCAGUGAAAUCAGCGCUCAAGCCGAAGAAGGAGGAGAUAUCCCCUGUCGGUUCGACCAUGGCCAAACGCCCGUCUGGCCCUCUCGAGGUGGGGACGCCCUUCUACCAGGAUGGCCAGCUGCAGGUCCGCAUCUACUGGAAGAACCGGGGAGACCCCACUGUGAGUCGCUACCAUGUCCAGUGGAUGCCGGAGUACUGCAGCCACAACGAGACCCGAGGCCCAGAGAAAUCCGUCACCCAGGAGAACUACAUCAACCUCCCGGGCCUGCUGUUCUCCUGCAAGUACAAAGUCACCGUUCACAUGCUGAAGUCCAAGAGACGCUCCAAGGACGAGAGCACCACCUUCCUCACCCCAUCCUGCGCCACCAUCCGGAGCAAGACUCACAAACAUAUCCCCUGCCCGGGGGAAGGAGCUCCAGGACUUCCAAAGGUUUUGGCCAAGCCAGAGAACCUGACGGCCUCUUUCUCCAUCAAUGAGGGAAACAUCACCGGCAACUUCCUGUGGCGUGUGUCCAGGAUGGCUCCCAAUCAGCGUAUCACAGGCUUCCAGGUCACCUGGGCUGAGAUCACUACAGAAAGUCGGCAAAACAGCCUGCCCAACAGCAUCAUCUCCCAGUCGCAGAUUCUGCCUCCAGAUCAUAACUUGCUUGUCGUGUCCAACCUGCGGCCGUCCACCUACUACAGGCUGGAGGUGCAGGUCAUAACGACUGGAGGAGAAGGUCCUGCCACUGUCAAGACCUUCCAGACCCCCAACAUAUUACCAGUUAUUCAACACCGACCCAGACUCCGGCAGCACCACUCUCACCACCAGAAGCCCUCAGUAGAGAGACACUGAGCUGCAAACAGAGGUAUUAAAAAAAAGAAAAAAAAACCCAACAGGGAGAAUCACCAGUGGCUCUCUGCUCCAGUCUGUCAGGGAAGGAACGUGUGGAACCAAACAGAAACACAGCGCACCAGACCAUGAACUGACCCCCCUCUGCUUGUGAAACAUGGGUCCAUCCUCUCCAGGCUCCACAACACAUCAGCUAUUCCUUCUUUAAAAAAAAAAAACCCUCUGUCUUGACUGAUACGCGUCACUGGACGGGUUGGUCUGUACAGUGAAAUUUAUACCCGAAGGUCUCAUAUUCAGUGUUGGGCAGCACACAGCUCCCCAACACGUCCCCAACUCACCAGGAAGUUAUGACAUGUUAAAAAAAAAAAAAAAAAAAAAAAAGUAAGGAACCUUUAAAGGGGGCACUGUGUAGUUCUGGAAAAGAAAAUAGAACUGGUGUGAUACUAAUGAAAACUCAGAAAUAUUCAUGUUUUCCGUAACUGAAUAAACAAGCUGUCGUCAGAGGAAAAUGCGGUGCUCAGAACACUGUUCGAAGCUCGAAAGGUGGCAGGGUCCGCCAGAACAAAGUCAAACGGUAUGAAAUUGUGUUGUCUUUUUAAUAUUCACUUUGUUUAUUCAGUUUAUUCAGUCAUGGAAACAAAGAGAGUUUGUUUAAUCAGUGUCAAAAUCAGUCAGUCCCCAAAGCUACAUAGUGCUUUAAGAUGCUCGCAAUCCAGAUGUCGUUGUCGUGGCAACGCGAUGUAACAAAUUUGAUUGGAUGAUUGAUGACAAGCGAUUUACGGUUUAGGGGGAAAAAAACUUUGGUGACCUGAUUGAAGACGGUCGGACCCGGACGGCAGGAAAUGCCAGAACUGUAAAACAACUGUUUAUCGAAAGAAACGUAGAAAUUCAUCUAUUUAUUUUGUGUUACCCGUUAAAGAGGCGCUUAGGCACACAGUCAAUACUGAUGGAUAAUGUAACUAAAGUCAUUGUUGUCUAACCCAGAAUAUUCCACAUAGUAAUGUUGCAUGUAGUACAUUCAAUUUUUAAACCUGUAAAUGAAUUACUUGCUUCAAAUUGAAAGCCUGUGAUGGUUUUUGCAUGACAACCGUUCGCAUUCUGUUGGCAUGAGAUGAUGUCUGUGUUACCUCUUUUUUCAGUAUGUUAGCAAUAUUUCAUUAACAGAUUAACAAAGAAUUAUAUUGGGAGUAAUAUGUUAUGUUUAUUAAUGAAAUUAUAACUUGUGUGGAAAUGAUGAAUUGUACAUGUUCUUGGCUGUAGAAAUAUUUGUCGUGGAGCAGUCAGUGAAUGUCUAUAUUUAUUUAUGUGUGUAUUACAAAGUUUGGUUUGGAUGUGUGUGGAUGUGUCUGUUCUCGUGUGUUCUAGUCUCAAGUUUUUGAACCUGGUAAAAAAAUCUUGUAAAGACAUUUUGUAAAAAUGGAAUUGUAAAUACAGUCUUAUGUUACAUGUUAUUUUUCCAUGGUAGAAACUGUACAAAAUGCUAAGUAAUAAAAUAACCCUUAACCAGUU
This is a messenger RNA of Acanthopagrus latus (yellowfin seabream), 3685 nucleotides long. It is a transcript of the gene anos1, whose product is annotated as anosmin-1. NCBI's taxonomy places the organism in Eukaryota, Metazoa, Chordata, Actinopteri, Spariformes, Sparidae. Gene Ontology annotation, cellular component: extracellular region; cell surface. The record is from RefSeq and is a predicted model, not a curated record. Gene Ontology annotation, molecular function: peptidase inhibitor activity; protein binding. The transcript has 14 exons. Gene Ontology annotation, biological process: neuron differentiation. Bases 158 to 2179 code for a protein of 673 amino acids.